AUGAAAUUGGUUAGCAGGAGCAGCACUAGCACCACUCUAUCGGAAAUAAUGGGACAGCGCAGCAAGCGGGAUCAGUUUGUAGUCUACCUGCGGGAGAAAGAGAAAAGCAUAGAGAAUUUGAAUUUCGUAUUGUGGUACGAGGAUUAUAGCAUUCGCUUUCAGUAUACCCCACCCGCACAGCAACGCAGGGAGAUUGAAAGCAUCAUCGAAACUUAUUUUGAUAGUCGGUCCAUCUCCGAAGUAAAUAUCGACCAAGAGCGUAAGUUAGAUUCACUUAAUCAAGUACGCCAGUGUUUUGAAUCGAAUGCAUCGAUACCGCCGAGGGUUUUCGAGAACAUCUACCGCAUCUGCCUCAAUCUCCUCGAAACUAGCAGCAUACCUGCCUUCCUCAGUUAUCGCAAAGCAGAGCGAAUGUCAUUUCGCACAAUUCUCGGUUUGAGAGAGACUUACUCGAUAAGUCGCUCAUCCAGCAGCUCGACUAGCUAA
Molecule: messenger RNA, 486 nt
Organism: Wallemia ichthyophaga EXF-994
Lineage: Eukaryota; Fungi; Basidiomycota; Wallemiomycetes; Wallemiales; Wallemiaceae
Exons: 2
Coding region: 1-486 (161 amino acids)
Source: RefSeq, a predicted model, not a curated record